Molecule: messenger RNA, 3678 nt
Organism: Nerophis lumbriciformis (worm pipefish)
Lineage: Eukaryota; Metazoa; Chordata; Actinopteri; Syngnathiformes; Syngnathidae
Source: RefSeq, a predicted model, not a curated record
AUGCUGCGAUCAACCGGCUUCUUCCGUGGGCUUGACUGUCCAUUUUACACGGAAUACACCGAGGGAAAAGGCAAUGGUUGCAACAGACCCUACUGUCACUUUAGGCACAGCCAGAAGAGACGACAGACAUACGGCGCUGCCAUCGAAACUAAGAAAGGUACUUUAUUCAAAAUUAAAAUCUUAACAGCUGAACAAGGUUAUGACCCUUUCAAACCUGAAGUAGUGAGACCUCAAGAGCAUCAGAAUGGAACAUUGCCUCCAUCAGGAGACAUCACCGGUGCUCUGGAGAUUGUCAACAGGGCCAUCGAGGAGGUCCGCAAUGAAGUGGAGAGGGAGAAGAAAAAGCUGUCUCGGAUCGGAGACGAACCGUAUGGUGCCAAUGGAAGAACAGUUGCGUCUUCCUCAGACUGUUUUCAAGGUCAAGCACCUGCUACACACUUGGCAUACGAUCCUGGCAGUUACCAAAUGACGUCAGGGGGGUAUAACCCCACCCCUGGUUUCAGCAAGUAUACACUGGAUUCGGACAGUCGGGGUAGCAAUAACAACUGCAUGGAGUAUGUUCCCACUUCAUUAAAAAGGAAUCCAUGUCGAACACAAACUCACCAAGUCCCAUCUUCUCCAAUUCCAAAAUACUCAACCAGCACAUCUUUAUCAACGUGUAAAUACACUGUAGAUACUUCGAGACCAUCUACAGACAUGGAAUAUGAUCCGCUCUCCAACUACUCUGCAGGAAUUGCGGUAAAGCGCAAGAGAGAUGACACCAUGUGUGAUAUUAAUGUUGAAGCCAAAAAGACUCAAAGACUUCCCAUGGUAGAUGACGCAGCUGUACCGUCUGGGAGAAAAUCACAGCAAGAAUGUGUGGAGACAAACAAGUACACAUUCUCUGACUCUGGUGGGGAAAGCUCUGGAACUGAGUACAGACCAACUUCACUUAGUAGUCUGCAGCAGAGAAAAGCCAACAGUAUGAUAAAAGUUGCGGACAGUGUGGAGGAGAGUAAAGGCAGAUCAAAGGGUGCCUUACAGACACUGACACAGAAGAAUAAAGAGGACUCGAAGACGCAAAAACCUCUACAGCAAAAGGUUGGCCCAGAGAAAAAGAAGGUAAGAAUUGAGAAGCCCGAGAAAGCAAAAGAAGGCCAAAAAUCUCUGACCAAAAAAAGUAGCAAAGAUAAGGGCAGCGAUUCAAUGAAGAAGUCUCAGCAUGACGGUACAAAAAAGGAAAACAAGAGUCAUGGGAAGACCAGUGAUAAAAAGAACAUUGUUAAAGUCAAGACUGACGAUAAAGUCAGUAAAGAGCACAAAAAAGAUGAAAAGAUUAUUUUAAAAACAAAGUGUACCAGGAAACAAGAUAAGGACAGAGAGAACUGCGCGGGGGAAAACAGGAGUUCCAAGACUUCGGACAAGAAACAAAGCAAGAAGGAGGGGAAACACAAAAACGGUCAAUUGGAUAGUAGUAAAAGUAGUAAAAGAGAAAAGGAUAGAAAGAAACUCAACAAAAGUAACUCCCCAAGCGCUACCGCUAAGAGUAAAGCUAGUUCCGCAAUCAGCAAAAGUAAAUCAAAACACAACAUUGGCUCUAAACAUGUGAAAAGCGUGGAGCAGAAACAAAGAAGUUUGAGUCAUGCCGAUCUUUUUGGGGAUGACAGCGCUGACGAGGCAGAACCAAUUAUGAUCGAUGACAGCAGUGAUGAGCCGGAAGAAGUGCUCGUGAGGAAAUCGGCUGACGCUUUGAAGAGGGGACAAAUUAAUAAGAGGAAAGCUUCUGAGUUGACUCUGUCUUCCUCUGAGGAAGACAAUGACAGAGCUGUGGAUGGGCUAGAUAAAGAUCCUGCGAUUGACCUGUCAAUGUUCCAGGAUGACUUGGAUUUUGACACAGAUCCCAUGGAGGAGUGUUUGCGGAUAUUCAACGAAUCCACUGAUGUCAAGAAGGAAGACAGAGGAAGGCAAGCUAAGGAGCCCUCCAGAGAUUUAGAGGAGGACAACGAGAGCACUUUAACUACUCUCUUCCCUGGUCAGAAGAAGAGAGUGUCACACUUUGUUUCCAAAGGAAAUAACGAUGCACCUUCCAAGAAUGUGGUCCGGCCGUACAGGAGACCCACAGCGCAGGAGAUUUGCUAUCAGCGCAUGCAGAUGGCGCAGCAACAAGCUGCUCAGCUCUCUGCUUCAGUCAAACCACCCGCACAGAGCACACCCAGCCCCAGCUUUUCAGGAGAGAAGAAGAGAAUUGCACACCGUCCCAACCCGUUGACAGUAUUCCAAAAGACAAGUUCUUCAGAUGCUAAACCAGCCAGUGGCGUGCCUGUUAAGACCCAAACCACAGCUGGGAUCUUGUCAAAGACCACGUCCACUGUUGCACAAAAACGGGUGGCUCACACACCCACCAUGAAGAGUUCUUCGAUGAAGCGUCCCAUCAUUCCCAUUGAAUUUGGGGCCAAAAUUCCAACCAUUAUUCGCCAGCGCUACCUCAACAUUUUCAUAGACGAGUGCUGCAAAUUUUGCCCAUCAGAGGAAGUUGCCUUCCAGAUGGGCCUUGACGAGGAGAAGCUGGUGUAUGAGCGCAGUAACACUAAGAAAAUCUAUCUCAAUGUUGCUGUCAACACAUUGAAGAAGCUCCGCAACAAGAGCAGCUCGUGCCCUUCAGUUAUCAAGGAUGCAAGUUUACCACCUUCCCGGAAGCCACAGUCCCAUCAGGACGUUCUGGGAGGCCGUCUUGCAGCAACAACUAGUUUCACUGUCAACAGGAUGGGAAAACAGCAGGAAGAAAAUCUCAAAGGAGCUUCACUUUACAGGAAGCUGAAGGCUUACCUGAUGACAGAGGACCAGCUGCAGGAGCAUGGGUACCCGCGAAUAAGCCCAAACAGUGUUGGAAAGGCUGUUCUAUACAACCUCCCAGAGAAAAAGGUCAUCAUGGACCCAUUCAUCAAGAUAUGCUGCAGAUGUGGUGCCGAGUAUAAAGUUAACGUCAAGGGUAGCUGCCUACGCAAAGAAGAAUGUGCUUUUCACUGGGGGCGUGUGCGCAGGCAGAAAGUGGCUGGAGGAUGGGAGACCAUGUAUAGUUGCUGCUCUGGUGCUGUGGGCUCUUCAGGCUGCCAAACAGCACAGCAACAUGUUCAAGAUGGGCGUACAGAGUCAUUAGACGGCUAUGUGACAACUUUCAGCAAAGGUCUCCCACCUGAUGGCAAUGGUGGAGUGUUUGCUUUGGAUUGUGAGAUGUGUUACACCAAGCAAGGGCUGGAGCUGACAAGAAUAACAGUCAUAAACUCAGAGCUACAGGUCAUCUACGACACGUUUGUCAAACCAGACAGCAAAGUGGUUGACUAUAACACACGAUUUUCUGGUGUGACACCAGAAGACUUGAAUGGCACCACUAUCACCUUGAGAGAUGUUCAGGCUGUGCUGCUCAGUAUGUUCAGCGCUGAGUCAAUCCUGGUGGGUCACAGCCUCGAGAGUGACCUCCUGGCUCUCAAGCUCAUUCACAGUUCGGUGGUAGACACUGCCAUUGUGUUCCCUCACCGACUUGGUUUCCCCUACAAACGUGCCUUGAGGAACCUGAUGGCCGACUACCUGAAACGCAUCAUCCAGGACAGUGUUGAUGGCCAUGACUCAAGUGAAGAUGCUACCGCCUGUAUGGAACUGAUGAUAUGGAAGCUAAAAGAGGAUGCAAAAGUCAAAAGAUGA